Polychytrium aggregatum is the source of this 1625-nucleotide messenger RNA. RefSeq names its product ribosomal protein S5 domain 2-type protein. The transcript has 11 exons. Gene Ontology annotation, biological process: galactose metabolic process; carbohydrate phosphorylation. Bases 36 to 1529 code for a protein of 497 amino acids. Gene Ontology annotation, cellular component: cytosol; cytoplasm. The record is from RefSeq and is a predicted model, not a curated record. Lineage: Eukaryota; Fungi; Chytridiomycota; Chytridiomycetes; Polychytriales. Gene Ontology annotation, molecular function: galactokinase activity; ATP binding.
AGCGGGCCUGCAUCCUGCCUCCGUCUCGCCCAAACAUGACUGCAGAACCGCUGGUCUUCUCUGGCUCUCUAGCCGAUGUGUAUUUUGAUGACGAGGUGCCCGCCCAGCGCGAGCGGUACCAAGCCUUGAAGGAGAGCUUCCACAAGCGCUUCGGGGUCUGGCCUGAUUUCUAUGCACGUUGCCCCGGGCGAGUAAACAUCAUCGGAGAGCACAUCGACUACUCGGGAUACUCUGUUUUUCCAAUGGCGGUCUCUCGAGAUGUAGUUAUUGCUGUGGCAUCUCUGGAAUCGUCGAUGCCUGUCCAGGUCACAGUUGCCAAUCAGGACCCUCGGUAUACCGAGACGUCGUUCCAACAUCAGUCUGACUCGAUCGUCCACAUCGACUCCUCGGUGCACGACUGGAUCAACUACUUCAAGUGCGGAUACAAGGGGCUCCUCGAAAGCCAUGGCAACAUCCAGCCAAGGGGAUUCCGAGCCUUAGUCGACGGCAACAUACCGACGGGCGCCGGCCUUUCCUCGAGUUCAGCAUUCGUCUGCUGCUCGGCUCUCGCUACGAUGCAAGUCAACGGCAUCAAGCUCAGUAAGCUCGAGCUGACCCAGCGAGCCAUCGAAGGCGAGCAACAUGCUGGCGUAAAGAUCGGGGGAAUGGACCAGACGGCUUGUGUCAACGGCGUUAAAGAGCAGGCUCUGUUGAUCGACUUUGUCCCAGUCCUGCGCGCCACCCCGGUUUCUUUCCAGCCGGUUGCUUCUUCGGCCCCAGUGUUUGUUAUCGCCAACACACGGGUCGUUGCCGACAAACACGUCACGGCCCCCACAAACUACAACCUGCGUGUAGUUGAGACUCGUAUGGCGGCGGCAAUCCUGGCCAAGCAUGCAAACCUUCAUAACGUCGCUACAUUGCGUGAUUUCCACAAGUCAUUUAUCCUGGAUCAAUAUGGUGAUCAGAGCCAAGGUCUAUCGGACGACAGACAACUCCAGAUUGUUCUGGCGUACAUUGACACGAAGCUCAAGCCCGGGUACUACAGUCUCGAAGACGUUGCAGCAGAGCUCCAGACCUCGGUGGCUCAGGUACGGUCCCGCCUCGUUGCGGACGUUACCAUUCGAGCAUCUGGCUUCCAGCUCCACAGCCGCGCCAAGCAUGUUUUUUCCGAGGCGCGACGAGUGUAUCAGUUCCGAGAUCUCUUGAUCAGCAGCGACGAUUCCUCCGGCGACUUGCUAAAGGAACUCGGGGAGCUGAUGAAUCAGUCGCAAGCGAGCUGCAGCGACCUUUUCCAUUGCAGCUGCCCCGAAAUCGACGAGCUGGUCGAGAUAUGCAGGCGCUCGGGUGCUCUUGGCUCCAGGCUCACGGGCGCUGGCUGGGGCGGAUGCGUUGUCUCGUUGGUUCAGCGCAGCGACCUGGAUCGGUUCCUGGACCAUGUGCAGGAGGAGUACUUUUUCCGCAGAUGGCCAGAAAUGCGUGGCGAUGGAUCCAUUUCGAACUAUUUGUUCGCCACCCGGGCCUGCAGUGGGGCCGCUCUGCUGCCCGCCUGAGGUCCUCGUGGACCUGCAGCCAUGCUGUUGGCUGGGUUCGAGCAAUACAAUUCUGGGUCUGGGCUCGAGGGCUUGUCUCGGAGCAGAGCACGGAAA